AUGUCCGAGCCGAGGGCCAAGGUUCGCGGACCGUGGCAGGACGCGGACACUCUACAAGCGCCCGUCACGCAUGUCUCCGGCAACUGCUGGGUGCACGCGAAGAGCGCGAUCGACAAGCCCGAGUACCGGAAGCUCUUCCGCGCGCAGGACAACCGCGCGCGCUUCAAGGCCGACGUGAUCGACCUCGCGAACAUGUCCGUCGUCGUGCGCCCGCAGAAGAAGGUCCUGCUCUCGCUGUUCAAGGCGAAGUGGGGCGGCCUCGAGCCCGUGGCGACGCGGCGGUGGUGCGCCGAGUACGUGGACGACGAGCGGAAGAACAUGUGGACGGGGAUGGACUUCGAGGGCGGCACGCCGAGCCAGAACCAGGGCCUGGAGAGCACCAACCGCUGGUACAAGGAGGACUGCACCGGGUACCAGAAAAAGAUGCUCGAUGACUUUCUGAACGACCACUUCUCAUGGAUCGGGGUCAAGUCGCUGGCACAGGCCCAGUUCCCGCCGUGCCCUGGACAUGAGAUUGCUGAUUUCCGUAAGGCCCAGGUGAGCCUAGGGACACUGCAGUGGGACGUGGUGGCGACACGAGCCCUACAAAUCCACAUCACCCCACUCGCCGGCUGGUUCCCCAUGGAGUGCGUCCUGAUCCUCGCGAACAAGACGAUUGCGAACCUCACGAGGAAGCAUGGGAGGGGCAACCUCGACAUGAUACGGGCCCACGCGUCGCCGAUCCUCCAGAAGUUCGAGCAGCUCAUCACCUUCAUGCUGACAGACGAGCUGCUCGCUGGCGGCUUCGACCGGCUCGUGGACAUCUCCAAGAGCGCCCACGUCCUCUUCACACGCCCCAAGGCUGGAGGCCGACGGUUCCGGGUUCAAGCUUCAGUACCGCGAAGCGGCGCGGACGGCGCGGACGGCGCGGACGGCGCGGACGGCGCGGACGGCGCGGACGGCGCGGACGGCGCGGACGGCGUGGGGCGGGCCUUAAUUUUUUUUACUUUCUAA
Messenger RNA from Aureococcus anophagefferens, 993 nucleotides. RefSeq lists its product as hypothetical. NCBI's taxonomy places the organism in Eukaryota, Pelagophyceae, Pelagomonadales, Pelagomonadaceae. The coding region runs from base 1 to 993 and encodes 330 amino acids. The transcript has 3 exons. The record is from RefSeq and is a predicted model, not a curated record.